Messenger RNA from Tarenaya hassleriana, 1912 nucleotides. Its product is annotated as calcium uniporter protein 6, mitochondrial-like. The transcript has 2 exons. Gene Ontology annotation, cellular component: mitochondrial inner membrane; uniplex complex. NCBI's taxonomy places the organism in Eukaryota, Viridiplantae, Streptophyta, Magnoliopsida, Brassicales, Cleomaceae. The record is from RefSeq and is a predicted model, not a curated record. Bases 366 to 1268 code for a protein of 300 amino acids. Gene Ontology annotation, biological process: mitochondrial calcium ion homeostasis; calcium import into the mitochondrion. Gene Ontology annotation, molecular function: calcium channel activity; uniporter activity.
AAAAGUAGUGGAGUUCAAAGCUUGGCGUCAAUGUCAAUAAUGGCGGUCUGGUCUAGGUUUUUUUUUACAUCUUCUCCACCAUAGAAUAUAAAAGCUAAUUCCUUCAUACGGUCUCUCUCCUCUUUUUCGUUUUUGCCAACAUGGGUCACCAUUUGAGAACACGUUGUAGACACUGCACCAGAAUCGGAUCACGCCUUUUGAUUUCUCUCCCCCUCGGCCCCCAAAUAUUCGAUUCCUAGGUUUCCGGACACAAACUCGUCCGCUUUCCAAAAAUCCCAGAACGUCAUUCGUCGAAUGGUUGAGAUAAUAUUCGUGGGUCCGUCGUGAAAAAGUGCAAGAUACAGGAGAAAGCGAGAGAGAGAGAGAUGUUAUCGGUGAAUCUUCUCAAGCGUACGGCCAUUGCCGCCAUGUGUAGGGUUUCGCAGAGGAACAAGCUUGGUGGGUUCAGGAGCCUCACCGUCGUCGAACCGGCGACUGCGACUGCGACGACGGAUGUGGCGGCGCCGGCUACGACGGCGACGACGAGGACGGAGGAGAAGAAGGAGAUAACGGUGGAGGAGGCGAAGAAGCUGAUGAGGCUGGUGAAUGUGGAGGAUCUGAAGAAGAAGCUUCUGGGCAUGGCGGAUACAGAAGUGGUUCCUUACGAUGCCCUUUUAGAGGAGUCUCAGAGAAUAGGAAUCGCCAGAUCUCUGGACGAAGCUCAUGCCUUCGCUCGUGUCCUCGACGACGCCGGAGUUGUUCUCAUUUUCCGGGGAAAGGUUUAUCUUCAUCCCGACAAGGUGGUGGGUUUGGUUCGAAGGGCAAUACCCAUGGCUCUAACACACGAGGAUGAUCCAAUGAGGGAGGAAUUCGACAAGCUGAAGAACAUGAAGGAAGAAAUCGAUGUUCUUGCUCACAAGCAGGUCAGGAAGAUUCUCUGGUGCGGUCUUGCAUACUCCGUGGCUCAAAUCGGGCUCUUUUUCCGGCUGACGUUUUGGGAAUUCUCGUGGGACGUGAUGGAACCCAUCGCGUUUUUCGCCACAGCCACGGGUAUAAUCGUUGGUUAUGGCUAUUUCCUCGUCACUUCAAGAGACCCUUCGUACCAGGAUUUCUUGAAGAGGCUCUUCAUCUCCAGGCAGAGGAAAUUGCUCAAAAGGUACAAGUUUGAUGUUGAGAGGUACAAGGAGUUGGAGAGGAAGUGCAAGACCUCGUCUUGCCACGCUGCAGCGUCCAUUAGAAACCGAGUCGGAUUAGAGAUUGAUCUUGAGGAUUCCUUGCACAAAGAUUGAUCUUUCUUCUGCUCUUGAUCAUAUAACCUAAUAGCUUUCUUGGUAACCAUGAGAAUAUUGUAGUAUGAGUUUUGAUGCUGAAAGAUUCAAAGAAUCUGAGAGGACAGAGCAGGGAUUGCCCUUCCACGAAGAUUUGGCUAAUCAUCUUUGUGUUGAGCUCUUCUCUCAUAACCCUUACUAGUUUUCCCUUUUGGUGGAAGGUGGCUUAAGAAUCUGACCAGUUUUUUUGGGAUUACUGCUUCCAUCUUCCUGAUGAUAGAUAUUAUUAGAUUUGAACAUUUUGGAGAGGUUUGAACUUUUCUGUGCUACAAUGGAAGGAAAUUCAAGUUACUGAUUCUGGUCCUCUUGCUUUAUCUACAUUGCCUUUCGGUGUUUCAUAACAUCGUCUGUGAUUGGGGGAAACCCUAGAUAAGUUGGCAUGGAGCCGAAAGGUUAGGGUUCGACUCCUUACCCGCUCAUCUGCUGUCCGUCAAUUAUGACUAAUCUAUCUCCUACGUGUUUGUUGAGGGUUCGUAUAUGUGGACGAUGUUUAUCUAACCAGUACGUCCUAAGCUCCCUACAAUAUAAAAAAAACAUAAACAUCGUUUGUGAUUGUGUGUUGUAUUUUGUGAUAUUCCUUAAAAUUUUCAUGACAUGGGCGCACA